This is a messenger RNA of Arabidopsis arenosa, 510 nucleotides long. NCBI's taxonomy places the organism in Eukaryota, Viridiplantae, Streptophyta, Magnoliopsida, Brassicales, Brassicaceae. The record is from the annotation of a GenBank genome assembly.
ACCAUUCAAACUGAUUGGGUUUUAAAAAGAAGCAAAAAAUCUGAGAGAAAAAAAUAACACUCAAAAACUUCUGAUAGUUUAUAAAAAACGAAAAUGAAAUCGACCGUCAUGAUUCUCCUCAUUAUCUACCUCCUCCUCGCCGUGCCUUGCUUCGCUAAAGGAUCGGAGCAAACAGAUUCAGAGGUGUACGAGAUCGAUUACAGGGGACCGGAGACUCAUAACUCUAGACCUCCACCGGAAACUUUGCACGGCAAGCCACCGUACAUCCACCAUAAUACCUCCGCCGCUGGACUCGGUGCUCAUGUAGGAGGAAAGAACUAGAGAGAGACCUUUUCCAAGGAGAAGAGAGACGACUCAAAAGCUUUAAGAUGAAGAGCAAGUUUUACGAGAGUUGUGAUAUAUAUGAGUAAUGAUGUUGGUACAGAGAGUUAUUUAUACUUAUUUAUCAUAUGAAUUUGAUCAUCGAUGUGUGAUCAGUACAGUUAGUGUGAAUAAUUUACACACUACUCU